This is a messenger RNA of Globicephala melas (long-finned pilot whale), 6338 nucleotides long. RefSeq names its product STT3 oligosaccharyltransferase complex catalytic subunit A (gene STT3A). Gene Ontology annotation, biological process: post-translational protein modification. Gene Ontology annotation, cellular component: membrane. Gene Ontology annotation, molecular function: dolichyl-diphosphooligosaccharide-protein glycotransferase activity. The record is from RefSeq and is a predicted model, not a curated record. Lineage: Eukaryota; Metazoa; Chordata; Mammalia; Artiodactyla; Delphinidae.
GAGGACAGAUGCCAGGUGCUUUAAGGAAAGUGACUUUGCCUUUAUUUGCUUUAGCGGUGUGCGAACACGACCAUAGAGCACAGUAUGGAAACUCCCUUAAGGUCCUGGCCUAAAUUACCAGCUUCUUUACUCAGUUUUCAGGUAGAGGUUCUAGUACUCAUUUCGUCCGCUUAGUCUUCUAGGCGUGUGGCUCAUAUCAGCUCAGCGGUGCUAUUUGAGUGUCAUCUGUUGCCACCCAUUGAUGUCAAGAUGACCAAGCUGGGAUUUUUACGGUUGUCCUAUGAGAAGCAGGACACACUUCUGAAGCUUCUAAUUCUGUCAAUGGCUGCUGUGUUAUCAUUCUCCACUCGUCUCUUUGCUGUCCUGAGAUUUGAAAGUGUCAUCCAUGAAUUUGAUCCGUACUUUAAUUAUCGGACUACCCGGUUCCUGGCUGAGGAGGGAUUUUAUAAAUUCCAUAACUGGUUUGAUGACCGGGCCUGGUACCCUUUGGGACGAAUCAUUGGAGGAACAAUUUACCCAGGCUUAAUGAUCACCUCUGCUGCAAUCUACCAUGUCCUCCAUUUUUUCCACAUCACCAUCGACAUUCGGAAUGUCUGUGUGUUCCUGGCCCCUCUCUUCUCUUCCUUCACCACCAUCGUCACGUACCACCUUACCAAAGAACUCAAGGAUGCAGGAGCUGGACUUCUUGCUGCAGCCAUGAUUGCUGUAGUUCCUGGCUAUAUCUCCCGAUCUGUAGCUGGCUCCUAUGAUAAUGAAGGGAUUGCCAUCUUCUGCAUGCUACUCACCUACUACAUGUGGAUCAAAGCAGUAAAGACUGGUUCCAUCUAUUGGGCAGCCAAGUGUGCCCUUGCUUAUUUCUACAUGGUCUCUUCAUGGGGAGGUUAUGUGUUCUUGAUCAACUUGAUCCCGCUUCAUGUACUGGUGCUGAUGCUCACAGGACGUUUCUCCCACCGGAUCUAUGUGGCCUACUGUACUGUUUACUGCCUGGGCACCAUCCUUUCCAUGCAGAUCUCCUUUGUGGGUUUCCAGCCGGUCCUUUCAUCAGAGCACAUGGCAGCCUUUGGGGUCUUUGGUCUCUGCCAGAUCCAUGCCUUUGUGGAUUAUCUACGCAGCAAGUUGAAUCCACAGCAAUUUGAAGUUCUUUUCCGAAGUGUCAUCUCCCUGGUAGGCUUUGUCCUUCUCACCGUGGGAGCUCUCCUCAUGCUGACAGGAAAAAUAUCUCCCUGGACAGGCCGUUUCUACUCACUGCUAGAUCCUUCUUAUGCCAAGAACAACAUCCCCAUCAUCGCCUCUGUGUCUGAGCAUCAGCCUACGACCUGGUCUUCGUACUAUUUCGACCUGCAGCUUCUCGUCUUCAUGUUUCCAGUUGGUCUUUAUUACUGCUUUAGCAACCUGUCUGAUGCCCGGAUUUUCAUCAUCAUGUAUGGUGUGACCAGCAUGUACUUUUCAGCUGUGAUGGUGCGUCUGAUGCUAGUGUUGGCGCCUGUUAUGUGCAUUCUUUCUGGCAUUGGAGUCUCUCAGGUGCUGUCCACUUAUAUGAAGAAUUUGGACAUAAGUAGACCAGACAAGAAGAACAAGAAACAACAGGAUUCUACCUACCCUAUUAAGAAUGAAGUGGCAAGUGGCAUGAUACUCGUCAUGGCUUUCUUUCUCAUCACCUAUACCUUUCAUUCAACCUGGGUGACCAGCGAGGCCUACUCUUCUCCGUCCAUUGUGCUGUCUGCUCGUGGUGGGGAUGGUAGUAGGAUCAUUUUUGAUGACUUCCGAGAAGCGUACUAUUGGCUUCGUCACAAUACUCCAGAGGAUGCGAAGGUCAUGUCAUGGUGGGAUUAUGGCUACCAGAUUACAGCUAUGGCGAAUCGGACUAUUUUAGUGGAUAACAACACAUGGAAUAAUACCCAUAUUUCUCGAGUAGGGCAGGCAAUGGCAUCCACAGAAGAAAAAGCCUAUGAGAUCAUGAGGGAGCUUGAUGUUAGCUAUGUGCUGGUCAUUUUUGGAGGCCUUACUGGGUAUUCCUCUGAUGACAUCAACAAAUUUCUGUGGAUGGUCCGGAUUGGAGGGAGCACAGAUACAGGCAAACAUAUCAAGGAACAUGAUUAUUAUACUCCAACUGGGGAAUUCCGUGUGGACCGUGAGGGUUCUCCAGUGCUGCUCAAUUGCCUCAUGUACAAGAUGUGUUACUACCGCUUUGGACAAGUCUACACAGAAGCCAAGCGUCCACUAGGCUAUGACCGUGUUCGGAAUGCUGAGAUUGGGAAUAAAGACUUUGAGCUUGAUGUCCUGGAGGAAGCAUAUACCACAGAACAUUGGCUGGUCAGGAUAUACAAGGUGAAGGACCUGGAUAAUCGUGGCUUGUCAAGGACAUAAAUGUUAACGUCCGUUCGGCUCUGAUCUGCUUCGCACUGAGUGUGUCACAUUUAGGGCGCUGAAGAUGGUUUAAAAAUAUGCAGUUUAUAAGAACAGAGCACGACGAGAUUAGAAUUGUCUGGAGGUUUUGUCCUGGGCAGUAUGGGCUGAGCCAAAUGGAAUGAUCUUUAUAAUUCUGAGCAGGUUACCAAAUGAAAUGUCAUGGCUUUACUUUGGUCAAUUAAAGGGGGGAAUUUUUUUAAAAAUGUGCCUUAUUUGUUUUGACUUAUGACUGAUUUGAGGAAGCCUAAAGUUUAUGCUGGGCUGAUAGAAGGACAGAAAACAGACCUCAUCUGUGCUCUUGGCUCCCUAAAUGAGCCAUAUAGGGGCAUUCUGUCUUUCUCUCUCAAAUCAGGAGAACUAUCAAGGACUAGCUCAGAUCCUACAUAUACAAACAGUUUUGUCAUUUCAAAAACUGCAGUACCUAGCACAAUGCCUUGCACAUAGUGGGUGCUCAGUAAGCUUUUACUGAAUGAAUAAAAGUUUGUGGGACCAGAGGAGUGCCGUUUCUGGGCAGGAAAGGUAGCUGCAUUGCCAUCAUGUCUCUGUUCUCAACAUCUCUUGUCCUUAGAGGCUCUUUGACUACAAGGGACAGAAGGUGGCUAGCCAGACCUGAUCUCACCAGUUUCUUUGGGACUAGCUAGGUGUUUUUGUUUUUAUGCAGGAGUAAAUCCAGUGAUACUAAAUCAGUAGUUUUGAAGACUUAAGGCAAACAGUGAAAUUAUUCUCGAUGGAGAGGACGAAACUCCUCCAACAUCGUGUAUAGAACUUGAUGGUCAGUAGGUGUUUUUGAAUUAGCUGAUUUGUAACCAUACGUAUCUAUCUGAAAUCUAGCUUUUCAGUACUCUCACUUGUCCUUUAGCAAUUUCCUUUAGCUCAUGCACUAAAACUGUUGUGAAUAUUUAAAGGUGAGCUUCUCUCUCCCUUAGUCUCAGCCUCUGUUAUUAUAUAUCACUAACAAGCUCCAUGAUCUGGUUCUGAAGCCCUUGCCAAAUUAGCUACAAAAAGCACAGGAGUUCCAUCUAUAUUUAAUGUCAGGACAAACAGCCUUAUGUUCAGUUACAAUAGGGUAUUUUAUGUAUUUUAAGACAUAUGUCAGUGAUGUGUAUAAACCCUUAGUUAUUAAAAAAAAAAUACAAGGUAACUCUUUACUGUUACCUGUUUAAGAAACAGGAGCAAUGACGUGACUUUCAGAUAAGUCAAAAUGGUGCUCCUAAAGGUAUGCUCGGGUCUACCUGUGUACCCAGGAAGCAGCCUUCCAAACCAGUUUUAUGUACCACGUGCUUCAACUGUGGGUGAGAUUUAGAUCUGAUGUAAGAUUUGAUUUACUAUAUGUAAAUACAUGACUUGAUUUAUAUACAGAAUUCCUCCCUAGUGGAAGAGGUUAUUCAGACGUGGGUUUUUUGUUUGUUUUUUUAACCAAUAUGAGUAAUACCAGUUAGAGAUCAUUAGUGAUUUACCUCUGUAGGAAUGGGAUAACCCUUUAUCACCGUACUUGUUACUCUUAUGAUUUUAAUUUUGUUACUUUCUAGGCUACAUGAAGCUAUAUUUUUUAAAAAUUUACUUCUAAUUUCCAUCGUUACAGUGCACUUCUAAUUUCCAUCGUUACAGUAAAAGAAAAUCAAAUAAUUCUAAAAAGCAACAACGCUGUUUUCCACACCCCCCCCCGAGGUACCCACUUUCAACUCAGCUGAUUCUCAUAUUACUUACCUCCAUAUCAUUAAAUGACUUGCUUUAUUUUGCUAUGUGUUGGUUUUUCACUUUUAGGUAUCAUCUGUUGACUUUCUGGUGUGGAAAUUGAGGAUUUGGUUCUUUUUCACCAUCCUUCUCUUCCCAUGGACACACAUAUUCUUACCAUCUCAAGGCUCUAUUAUAGUUAUGGUUUAGGUUAACUCAGUAGUUUUUACCUUAAGGCUUUUCACAACUAGGCCAUGUGGUAUAUAUAAUGUUACUACUUUUUUUUUCUGCAUAACAUUUUUGAAGGGAGUUUUUUCACUUGUGUUUUGUACUCGUCACUGAUUUCUCCCCAGACUCACCUUCAUUUGUGCCAGCUUCCUUUUAGUAUGUUCAACUCAUUAGGUAUUCAUUCUUAGAGAUGUCGUCUGUUUUGGUAUAUUCCAGUUUGGAUUGGUUUACUCUCUAGGUUUGCUACACACCUCUUGGGUUGGUGUAUCCUUUCACUGUUAUAUUGUGUGUUAAUCCCCUGACUUCUUUCUUGAUUUAUCACCACUACCUUCCUAAGAAAGUGUGUGGGAGAUAAAUUUCUUGAGGUCUUGAGUGUCUGUCAUCACACGAUUCAUAGGUUGCCUAGGUGUAGAGUUCCAGGUUGGGAUUAACUUUUCCUUAGAAUUAUUUUUGAAGGCAUUGGCCCAUUGUUUUCUGUCUUCUAAAUGCUGAGAAAUGCAAUGAUAUUCUGAUUCUUAUUUUUUUUGUAUGUGUCCAUUCCCUCUCACUCCCUCCCCAGACCUCUUAGUAUCUUCUCUUUGUACAAUUUUGAAAUUUUCCCAAUGAUGUGUUCAGAAGCUGGGUACUUUAACCUUGGAAAAGUAAAGUAUGGAAAGUAUGGGAAAAGUAUGGAAGGUCAAGUUCUUUUGUCUGGGAAAUUUUCUUGAGUCAUUUGUGGAUUCCCCCGACUCCCUUUCUUGUUGUGAAAAAUAAGUUACUUGGAUUUUGGACUUCCUAGAUUAGUCUCCCAAUAUUCUUAUAUUUAAUCCUCUGUUUCCCAUCUUUAUUCUUCCUUCUGGAGAUUUCCUAAACUUUUUGUUCCUAACCUAUUUUGUUUACUUUUUUCUACUAUCAUGUAUUUUUUUUAAUAUCCAAGAGCUUUUUGUUUGAAUAUUCCUUUGUUUGGACAUCUUUCAUAUUAAAGGCCUUUUCAAAGUCUUGCUUGUUUGCUCUUAUUAAAGAGUGGGACCCUAAAAAGAUGACUGGAAGGUCUGUUUGGUUUGGGGUGGGGCUUAUUGAAUGUGGGCUUCAUUCUCCUGUGAUCUGGCUGCAUUGUUACAUUAUGAAAUCCCUGAUAUUGGUAUCUUUAGAUCUUUUCUUCUAUAUAGGUAAGAUUCCCUUGAGAAGGCUUUUAUGUCCUCUGAAGGAUACAAGCCAGGCUGCCAGAUUUCUGGGAGUAAAGUGAGGAAAGAAGGCUCACAGGUUCAACCUUCAGUGCAUAAACUUAAUCCUUUUGGUUUCAGUUAGGUACCUAACCCUUAACUGUGCCUGAUGCUAUCCAGUUCAGAUAACCAUGUAUUUACCCUCUCAAGUCUAGUACCAGCUUCGGGGAGGGGCAGUUCCUUGUAUACACAGAGGAGGGAGAGGACCCAAGGGUCUAUUCGCUUCAUACAUAGUCUUUCACCCUCUUUUAGCCCCACCUUCACCUCAUUCAGUACCUGUUGUCACUAAUUCAACUUGAGCCUUUAGGGAGUUCUAUGAUGUAAACCAAAUUGCUUUUCUGCUUUCCCAUUGCUGGCUUUAGGAUUCAUCUUUCUUUCGUCUAAAUUACCAUUCAUCUAAAGACUUUCCACUUUGCAAAAAUUUUGUUUUUCAUGUUCUGUGUUUGUGGGUUAUUGCCUUUUAAACAUUUACUAUUUUAAAAUAGUAAAUUUAAUAUUUCAUUAUUAAGUUAAUUUAUUUUAAUAUUUACUCUUAAAAUUUACUAUUUUAGUAAGGUUUCAGAAGGGAACAGGUUUUUGUGAGCAUCUAUUCUUUAACUGAUACUCUGCCUGAGAUGUGUAUGCCUUAUUUUUUUCAGGCUAAGAUACCUUUAUUCUAUCUAGACACAAAGGAACUGUGCCGGUCUGGUCCUCCUCUUCCUUUCUUCAUAUUCUUUGUUUGCAGCAUGCAGUGCAGAAACUAGAGAAAAUGGAGUAAACGAUCUGGAAAACUUACUUUAUUACACGAAACCUAAACAGUGAUGUCACGGUUAAAAACUUCUCACA